UGGGUGAGGUAAUGGCGGGGAGUUUUGCCGGGAAACCAAAAAGCGCGCCAGAUGCCCUAAUUCAUUCUUCAAAUACCCAUUCCUUACAUCUCUCAACAUCGCGCCAAUUUUCCCAAUCCCAAUCCAUUUCCCCCAAAAAUGAUGCACAAACGGAGAACUCUUGCUCCCAAACCCUCCUCCGCAUCAGAUCACGACCAAUACGACGACAUUUCCUGUCAGAAAUGCGGCUCCGGCGACUCUCCGGCUGAGCUUCUCCUCUGCGACAAAUGCGAUCGAGGGUAUCAUCUCUUUUGUCUUACCCCCAUCCUCGCUUCCGUCCCCAAGGGAUCCUGGUUCUGCUCGACUUGCUCCAACCACAAGAAACUCAAAUCUUUCCCUCUUGUGCAAACCAAAAUUGUUGAUUUUUUCCGCAUCCAAAGACCUGCGGACUCUCAAACGGAUUUAAGCCUAGAAAACAGAAAGAAACGAAGACGGGCUGGUAGCUUAGUACUGAGUAAAAAGAGAAGGAAGCUUUUGCCGUUUAAUCCGACAGCAGAUCCUGCAAGACGGUUGGAACAAAUGGCAUCACUGGCAACAGCAUUGACGGCUACAGGUACAGAUUUCAGCAAUGAGCUUACAUAUAUGCGUGGGAUGGCGCCAAGGUCAGCAAACUGUGCAUCUCUCGAGCAUGGAGGAAUGCAGGUUCUUCCAAAAGAGGACGUGGAAACCUUAAACUUGUGCAGAAGUAUGAUGGAGAGAGGGGAAUGGCCUCCCCUUAUGGUUGUGUUUGAUCCUCGAGAAGGGUUCACUGUGGAAGCUGAUAGGUUCAUAAAGGACUUGACCAUAAUUACAGAAUAUACUGGGGAUGUAGAUUACUUAAGGAACCGUGAACAGGAUGAUGGGGAUAGUAUGAUGACAUUACUGUCUGCUACUAACCCAUCUAAAAGCCUCGUCAUUUGUCCUGACAAACGUAGUAACAUUGCCCGUUUCAUAAAUGGAAUCAACAACCAUACACCUGAUGGUAGGAAAAAGCAAAACCUGAAGUGCGCAAGGUUCAAUGUAAAUGGUGAAUGUAGAGUUCUACUGAUUGCAAACAGAGAUAUAUCUAAGGGAGAGAGAUUGUAUUAUGACUACAAUGGAUAUGAGCAUGAAUACCCCACUGAACAUUUCGUGUAACCUUUUACUUUGUAAAACCCACAAAAUGUCUAUACAAACAUCUUUAUGGAUGUGAGCUGAUCGAUCAAUGCCUAAUUAAUAGUUUUGUUAGUUCUCUAUUCUCAGUUUCAGUAGAAUGUGCCCUCUAGAGCAAAUAAGAAAGGAGGACAAAUUCAAAUUGCCUCCAUACCAACAAUUUAUAAUUCAAGUAUUCACAUGUUAACGCGAAU
Molecule: messenger RNA, 1364 nt
Organism: Benincasa hispida (wax gourd)
Lineage: Eukaryota; Viridiplantae; Streptophyta; Magnoliopsida; Cucurbitales; Cucurbitaceae
Gene: ATXR6
Product: TRITHORAX-RELATED PROTEIN 6
Molecular function (GO): protein binding
Source: RefSeq, a predicted model, not a curated record